This is a messenger RNA of Rhodotorula graminis WP1, 270 nucleotides long. RefSeq lists its product as uncharacterized. Gene Ontology annotation, cellular component: nucleus; cytoplasm. The transcript is spliced from 3 exons. The record is from RefSeq and is a predicted model, not a curated record. The annotation marks the transcript as partial. Gene Ontology annotation, molecular function: ATP binding; protein serine/threonine kinase activity. Gene Ontology annotation, biological process: intracellular signal transduction; peptidyl-serine phosphorylation. Lineage: Eukaryota; Fungi; Basidiomycota; Microbotryomycetes; Sporidiobolales; Sporidiobolaceae.
AUCAAGCCGCAAAACGUCCUCCUCGACGCCGCCGGGCACGUCCAGCUCACCGACUUUGGCUCCUGUGCGCCUCUCUCUCCCGGCACGACCUCGAUCGCCCGCAAGCACUGCCGCGUCCUCCUCGGCACGCCCGACUAUAUCGCACCCGAGGUCCUCAAGCAUGCCGAGCGGGUCGACUGGUGGGCGUGCGGCGUCGUCCUGUAUGAGCUGCUCUACGGCCGCACGCCUUUCUUUGCCGAGGAGAUCAGCGAGACGUACGAGCGCAUCGUU